Molecule: messenger RNA, 2280 nt
Organism: Suhomyces tanzawaensis NRRL Y-17324
Lineage: Eukaryota; Fungi; Ascomycota; Pichiomycetes; Serinales; Debaryomycetaceae
Gene: UTP8
Product: Utp8p
Exons: 1
Coding region: 9-2246 (745 amino acids)
Source: RefSeq, a predicted model, not a curated record
CCAGUACCAUGAACUCGACGAACCCAUCCUUCGAGGAGCUGUACCCCCUCUUGACCCUUCCUAGGAUCCCCGACCUAGCCCUUUCAUCCAAAGUUGUCAUCCCUAAAAUCAAUUCUAUCGACUCUACCGUCAUCGACAUUGGUAUCUCCAAAUCCAUCAUCUCCAGCUAUAUUAUCAAACCUACCCCAAAAUUGAUAUGGUCAUUUGCAUUAAGCCCCACCAGCAUUGUCGACUGUAUGGAUGUUGCAGAAGCUUCUCAAAACAACACCAAGUUGUAUGCCAUAGGUAUAACCAAUCGUAAGAAGCACAAGCUUAUGGUGUUGGAAAGAGGAGACCAAAUACAAGAAAAUGAGCAGGGACAAAACAAAAUCAAAACCAUGGAACUUAAGGUUUCUCAUAAGAUUCAGGGAGUCAAGUUUUUUAACGAAGGAUCAUUCAUCUUGGUUAUCUUUGAAAACGGAAAUAUAGAGUUGAUCAAAGAAGAAAACGACGAGUUAAUAAAUACUUCCAAGUCAUUCAACCAUGUCUCAAGUGGUUUGGCCAAGGAAAAGUUGGUGUACUACGAAUUCAUCAACGAUAUUGAAAUAAGUAACGCAAUCCAAGCAGGUGGUAACAAGGAGUUAUUAUUAAUGGUUUUUGAAUCUAAAGAUAGUCUUCACUACAAAUUAAUAUCCCUCAACUUCCAGACCAAUUUGUUUGAAAUUAAUUCCAAGUCUAAUCCAAAGGUUAAGGGUGAUUUGAGGUUUACAUACAACUCUGGCCACAUUUAUCAAUUAAACCUGGAAGCACAACUGAUCGAAUCUGUCUCGAUAGUAAACUUCUCUUCUGUCAAGAGUAUCAGUAUCAAAUCUUUAGGUGCCGAAAAGGGCUCCACUGUAUCUUUAUGCUCACCAAGUCCUGAAAGGUUGGUGUUAUCAAUUGAUAACAAAAUCCACUUAAUCAACUUCAGGUAUGAGAGUUUGCUUGAUACAUUCGAAUCAGAUACUUCAUCCAACAAAGUCAUGGUCAACCAGGUUGUCUCUGUCAAAGGUAACUCUGUCAGGACCUCAAGAUCUAUGAUUUGUUACUUGAAUUCAAAAGCGAAGGAAAACAACGUCGACUUAAAUGUAAUCAACAUCAACGUCGGAUUGAACAAGCUAAACGAGUGCUUGGGUAAGAGCAUUGAAAAGAGCGAGAAGAAAUCGUUCCAAGGUUUGGUCAACUUGAUCGAAGAUGAGAUUGAGACUCCGUUAACCGCAUUAACCAAUGAAUUGAACGAAAUCUACCUGACCUUGAGUAACAUAACCAGAAAGGGAGAUGUUAAUCAAUGGGAAAGAAUCUUGGUGCCUUACUUGAAAAACGAGUCAUGGGAUUCAAUCAAGUCAGGAUUAAAGAAGACCAAGAACAACAAAGUUUACAACUUUCAAGAAUUUGAUAUUGAAAAUGAUAGAACUGUUGAUUGUAACUUUAUUCAGAAGGUAUUGGGCUUGAUUUUUGAUAUCAACAGCAAUGGGCUGGUCCAAUUCAAAUCCAAUGACUUUAUUCCAGAAUAUACCUUGAUCUACUUGUUGACCAACCCAAUCUUCCCUAUCGAAUACACUAACGGUUUAUUAAAAUUAUUGGAUGAGGCCAACCAAUUCACAUGUUUGAGGCAAGCGGUGAUUACUUGUCCUAACUUAUCCGUUGUUGAGCUUUUGACUCAAUUAUUAAACAGCAAAUACCAACAUGAUGUGGACGAGAGUACUCCUGGGAACAUUUUUGAAGAUUUGAUCAACAGGAUCAUUGGUGAAUUUUCGGUAAAUGAUAUCACCAACAAGUUCAAGCAAUUAAUAGAGAAUCAAGAGAAGAGGGAUUCAGGAAACGUCAUAAACUUGGAUAAUCUUUUGAACAGGUUAUUAAAGGUGAAGCAUAACAACAACAGUUGGUAUUUUAUCGAAUUGGUGAUUGAUGUUGGUGGGCUCUUCAACUGGUCUCUCAGCACCAUUGAAUCGUUGAGCGAGCUUAUAGAGAGCAAGGUGUCUGCUUUGGUUGACAACAGCUACAAUUUGACAUUGACCAAUCAAGCUUUAUUAAUCAAUGCCCCAGUUGACACUCCAAGAAAGCCAUCGAAGAAAAAGAAGUCCAAGAAUGAUAUCAUUUCUACCCAUCACAACUCUCAAUUGGAAUCCAUUUUGACGAUUAAUAACAAUACUUCAAACAGAAGAUUGUUGGACAACCCAAUCUCGAAGAAGAUUCCAAACUACUCCAUUGAAAAGUUGGUAAUUUAGGCAUAAAUACAAGACUCUUACACUAUCCACAAUC